ACCUUUUUAUUUCCUGGUUAAAAAGGGUGGAUGAUUACACUUUCUUGUUUAUACGAUAAUAUAAUUCAGAUAUAUAUCACUAUGGCUAGUAAUACAAAUAUUUGCGGAAUAUGUUCACUUCGACAGAUAACGAAAACAUCUAAACACUUUUGCCCCGAUUGCGAAGAAGCCAUUUGUGACGAGUGCAAAGAGCAUCAUAAAGUACUUAAAGCCACCCGAAAUCACGAACCCAUACCAAUUUCCAAAUACAAGUCUCUUCCGUUAUUCAUAACUGAUAUACAACAGUCAUGUACCUACCACAACGAAACGUAUCUCCAAUACUGUGUUGAACAUGCAUUGCCUAUUUGUUUCAAAUGCAUUAAAGAUCAUCAGAAAUGCGCGGUCAUUCCACUUGAUGAAGUCACUCAUAAUGCCAAGACCUCCGAGCAGUUUCGGGAUUUAGAGACUAGACUGGUAGACUUAUUACAAAACAUUAAUAGAAUAAAGACGGAUCGAAAGGAUAAUGUAGCCAGUAUUGAACAAACGAAAAAACGAUAUGUUAAAUAUAUUCAUCAAAUUAGAAUAAAAAUAAACAAACAUUUAGGUCAACUUGAAAAUGAAAUUAUUAAAGAUCUUGACGAAAAGGAAUUUCUAUGCAAAGAGAAUAUUCAGAAGAUUUUACCAUCGGUCAAUGAAAAAGAAAGCAUGAUAACAGAAUGUCAGGUCAAUUUCCAAAGUCUCAAACAAGAUGCUACAAAUCUUCAAACAUUUAUUGGAAUCAGAGAAAUGGAAAGCGUGGUUUAUAAAAAUGAACAAUAUCUGCAGUCAUUGCUAUGGAACACAAUGUUUGGAACAAGUUGACCUUGUUUGUAAGGUAAACGAAGGGGUUAGUAGUAUUUUGAACAGUGUGAAGACUUUUGGAUCAAUUGAAAUAAAAACGCGACCAAUCAACAUUGGUUUUACCAGAGCUAAAGAUUCACAAGCCCAGUUGCAAGUUACACCGAGGAAAAGGCCCAUUUACGAUGUCAAUUUAACUUUACAUAAAAAUAUUACAACUGGUGGAAAGGUUGUAAGAGGUUGUUGCAUGUCGGUCAAUGAAGACUUUUUCUUCAUUGACCAUGUCAUUAAUCAAAUGAUGAACGUUAUUGCGUCCGAUGGUACGUUUAAAUAUAACAUGUCGCUUCAUCCUAGUUGUGGACUUGAUAUAACAUUUGUGGAUGAGAAAACUGUCGCCGUUACAUCUGGGGACUCAGAUACGAAGACCGGUAUCGAUAUCAUAGACAUACACAGACGAAGUAUAAUGAAAUUUAUCAAACUUCCUGGCCGUUCAUUUGGUAUUACACGUGAUGGCAACUCAUUGUUUGUCUGUGUCAUAGGUUUGGGUAUAUACAGCAUAGAUAUUGUGAAAUAUACCAUAUCUCGCGUGAUUAGUCGCCCUUUACCUGUAUUGUCAUACGUAUCUGUAUUAAACGAAAACAUUAUCUACACUGACAAUAAAAAUGACAGCGUUGUUUGUUGUGACCGUAAUGGAUCACAUGUUUGGACAUUUAAAGAAUGUUCAAUUUUGAAGUGUCCUAGAGGCAUAACUGAAGAUAAUGAUGGAAACGUGUACGUUGUUGGAGAAGAAUCGGCGAAUAUUGUCAUUAUAUCAAAAGAUGGAAAACACCACAAACAAAUUUUGACCAGCGUGGACGGUCUUUCGAAGCCAUCUGCUAUUUACUUUGAUAAACAGAACAGGAAACUUCUGGUUGCGAAUAAAACAAAAACGGCUUGCCUUUACUAUGUUGCGUAAAAUAACUGAAAUAAAAUGACUUACAUGAUAAGUUACUUUCAGUAUUCAUUGAUGAACACAAUAAUUAUCGUAGAUACACUUAACCCUCUAGAGGAUGUAAAAUAAAUUCAUUGCAAUGUGGCAAAGUCAUCGCUAAUUAAAAUUAAUGAAAUCAUGAUUUUUCAUGUAAUUAAACAGUUAUACUAGUAUA
This is a messenger RNA of Mytilus californianus (California mussel), 1961 nucleotides long. RefSeq lists its product as uncharacterized. The transcript is spliced from 2 exons. NCBI's taxonomy places the organism in Eukaryota, Metazoa, Mollusca, Bivalvia, Mytilida, Mytilidae. The record is from RefSeq and is a predicted model, not a curated record. The coding region runs from base 728 to 1771 and encodes 347 amino acids.